UUUUCAUCUUGAAAUAACUUUCUAUCCAUUUUUACCAUUCUACGUUCAAAGAUUUUAGUUCACUAACUAAAAAGACUAGGGUUUUCACAACAAAUAUGGGAGACAAGAACGAAGGAGAUCAUGAGUUUAUGCUGCCGGGAUUUAGGUUUCAUCCGACCGACGAAGAGCUCGUGAGCUUCUACUUGAAGCGGAAAGUUCAGCAACGUCCUCUCUCAGUAGAGCUCAUCAGACAAUUAGAUAUCUACAAAUACGACCCAUGGGAUCUUCCAAAGUUUGCGACGACGGGCGAGAAGGAGUGGUAUUUCUACUGCCAGAGGGACAGGAAGUACAGAAACAGUACGAGGCCGAACAGAGUGACCGAUGCCGGAUUCUGGAAAGCCACCGGAACUGACCGUCCGAUUUACUCUUCCGACGGAAACAAAUGCAUCGGUCUGAAGAAAUCUCUAGUGUUUUACAGAGGAAGAGCAGCAAAAGGCGUUAAGACCGAUUGGAUGAUGCAUGAGUUCCGCUUGCCUUCUCUCUCCGACCCUUCCGCCGCAUCUCCCAAGAGGUUCUUCCACAACGCUGAUUCAUGGGCUAUAUGCAGAAUAUUCAAGAAGACAAAUCCGACGGCUCUAAGAGCUCUCUCUCAGUCGUUCGUUUCCUCAUUACCACCAGAAACAGCCCGCGACACACGAAACAGAAACCCAUCAAACUCAACUCAAUCUUAUCCAGACAAGAUCCUCAAAGCAACUUCUUAUAACCAGUUUCGCCAUGAAAAUACCGAUACCGCCCAUCAGAAACCAUAUUCUGAUGAUACGAACGCCACCAACAAUAGUGCUAAUCCCUUUUCUUACUUGGAUUUCACUUCAUACAACCAGCCCUCGAAUGUUACCAACUCUCUUCCGUUUCCUGACCAGCAAGAUCUAAAAAGCCUGUUACUUGCUCCACAAGAAACGCAGUUGCAGUUUCCAAAGUUCACCUGGAACGACAUCUCGUCGUUCCUGUUGAACACUUCAUCAGAUUCUUCGGUUUUUGAAGGAUUCUCAAAUCAAAUAGAUCCAAGCAUCAACUUUGGCGAAGUCAUGGCACAUGACCAGUGCCCCCCUCUGGUAAGCUUACCACAAGAAUACCAAAAGAAUGGGUUUGAAGAAAAUGUCCACAUGAAGAACACAAGAGGUGUCGAUGGAGAUGGUUGUCAGUAUCAGACGCUUGGGCAUAUGGGAUUUACCUUAGGGGACUUCACUGAGAGUGUUACAGACGAAGAUCAUCAAGGACUGAAGCAGAGGAUGCUUCUGGACUGUUCUUAUCCUCUGCUGUCUUCUUCGAUUAGUGGGGAGUUGCCUUCUUGUUUCUCCAUAACCAAAUGCUUUACCUGAAGGAUCGGUUGUUCAGAGAUCUCUUUUUCAAAGGGCUCUGUGGCCUGUUUUUUUUUUAGAUUAUGUCUUUUUAAGUUCAGCAACCCAGUGGUUUUUGUUUUCUUGUAGGGUGUUUAGAUAAUGUCUUUAAUUUAGCAG
Messenger RNA from Tarenaya hassleriana, 1496 nucleotides. RefSeq names its product protein FEZ-like. The transcript has 3 exons. The record is from RefSeq and is a predicted model, not a curated record. Gene Ontology annotation, molecular function: DNA binding. Bases 96 to 1358 code for a protein of 420 amino acids. NCBI's taxonomy places the organism in Eukaryota, Viridiplantae, Streptophyta, Magnoliopsida, Brassicales, Cleomaceae. Gene Ontology annotation, biological process: regulation of DNA-templated transcription.